CGCGCGUUCGACUUCAGCAAGCACGCCGCGCGCAAGAUCGCCCUGCACGUGUGCUACCUGGGAUGGGAUUAUCACGGUUUCGCGAGCCAGGGCGCGGCGAACGCGGCGGCGCCGCGGACGGUGGAACAGGCGCUGUUCGACGCGUUGGCGAAGACGAAGCUCGUGGAGAGCGCGCGCGACGUGUUCAAAGUCGCGGAUUACGCGCGGUGCGGUCGCACCGAUCGCGGAGUGUCGGGAUUGGGACAAAUUGUGACGCUGCGCGCGCGCUCGAACGGGGCGGAAGGCGUGGAUGAGGAAUUAGAUUACGUGGCGCUGCUGAACCGCGCGCUGCCGAACGACGUGCGAGCGUUGGGAUGGGCGCCGGUGGAUGAUGAGUUGAACGCCCGGUUCGAUUGCGAGUGGCGCCAGUACAAAUACUUCUUUGAAAAGACGAAUGGAUUAGACUUGGGCGCCAUGCGCGAGGCCGCGCGCGCGUUUGAGGGUGUGCACGAUUUUAGAAACUUUUGUCGCAUGGACGCGGAAAACGUAAAGAGUUUCACGCGAAACGUGCUCGAGUGCACGAUCGAGGAGUCGCACGAUGGAAAACUGAUGUACAUCAACGUUCGAGGCACCGCAUUCUUGUGGCAUCAAGUGCGGUGCAUGGCGUCUGUGUUAUUUAUGGUUGGUCUCGGUCACGAAUCUCCGACCGUCGUGACCGAGUUGCUCGAUCUCGAACGCACGCCGAGAAAGCCGCAGUACCCGAUGGCGCCCGAGCACGCGCUUUUACUUUGG
This is a messenger RNA of Ostreococcus lucimarinus CCE9901, 771 nucleotides long. RefSeq lists its product with no specific name. Gene Ontology annotation, molecular function: RNA binding; pseudouridine synthase activity. Gene Ontology annotation, biological process: tRNA pseudouridine synthesis; mRNA pseudouridine synthesis. The record is from RefSeq and is a predicted model, not a curated record. Gene Ontology annotation, cellular component: cytoplasm; nucleus. The transcript has a single exon. NCBI's taxonomy places the organism in Eukaryota, Viridiplantae, Chlorophyta, Mamiellophyceae, Mamiellales, Bathycoccaceae. The annotation marks the transcript as partial.